Racocetra persica is the source of this 382-nucleotide messenger RNA. NCBI's taxonomy places the organism in Eukaryota, Fungi, Glomeromycota, Glomeromycetes, Diversisporales, Gigasporaceae. The record is from the annotation of a GenBank genome assembly.
AUGGUUGACUAUGGUGAGUACCAUACGACUCGUGGAGAUUCAAUUGGAGCUCGUUAUUCACACACAGCUGUAUUAAGUGCAAUUGUUCCUUCACAACCACCACCGCCAGGAGCGCCAUUUACAUUAAAUACUAAUAUAUAUCUCUUUAAUACACAAAAUUAUACGUGGGUUAAUACUUUUGAUAUAUCAAUUAUAAAUGGAACUAGUCCACCAAAACCGGAUAAUAAUAAAAGUUCGAAUUCAGAUAAUUCACUCUCAUUAGGUGCAAAGAUUGGUAUUGGUGUAGGUGCAGUGGCUGGGCUUGUUAUUAUAGGAUUUGCAGGAUUUUUCAUUUAUAAUAAACUUUGUAAACGCGAUAGUCAUGAUUCUAUUGCAACCCCUG